AUGAGUUCUGAAUCGUUCCCUUCGCUUCAUAAUAAUAAUAUAAACAAUAGCAGCAGAGAUCAUAUUAGUGGUUCCGGAUCAGGGAAGAAUAACACCAAGUCUGACAGCAGUCGUAAUAUAAACGUGCUUAACAAACAGGGUGCCAACACUAGCUUGGAUUCGUUUGACCUGCAAUUUGAUACUUCCUUUGACGCAGCUCUGGAUAACUUAGAAAUUCAUACUCAAAAAGAGUCCCAGAGGAGGAAGGAUUCGGGUGGAAACACCGUGCCUGAAAGUUUUGAAAUGGCCAGCUUAGAUAAUGAUAUUGCAAUACCAAAGAAGCACUCCAUGGACGAUACUAAUCCAUUACUUGACAGGGAAAACGCUUCACGAGCAAACAGCAUGGACAUUAAUGGACCCUACUCAUCAUCAUUAAGAACCUUGUCCAGUGAUAAUAUUUUCCAAAGAUUUUCGAAGUACGUUAAAAGAAGCACGUCGACAAGCGGUUGGAGGUUGCCUUCUAAUGGAACAUCCAUUACACUGAAUGAGGAUAAUGUGGAGAGAGAAGUUCAUCCAGGAACCACGCCCAUAUACGAUAAAAAUAAAUACCCAACAAACGAAGUGUCGAACGCCAAAUACAACGCCAUAACAUUCGUACCCACAUUGCUUUACGAACAGUUUAAGUUUUUCUUCAAUCUCUACUUCUUAAUUGUUGCGUUAUCCCAGGCUGUACCGGCAUUGAGAAUCGGAUACUUAUCUUCUUACAUUGUUCCAUUGGCUUUUGUUUUAACCGUAACGAUGAGCAAAGAGGCCUUGGAUGACGUUCAAAGAAGAAGGAGAGAUAUGGAAUCUAAUAAUGAGCUAUAUGAGGUGGUAAGCCAAAACCGGAUGGUUCCCAGUAAGGAUCUAAAGGUUGGAGAGUUAGUCAAGUUGCACAAGGGCGAUCGAGUUCCUGCUGACAUGAUAUUGCUACGAUCCAGCGAAUCUUCGGGUGAAACUUUCAUCAAAACAGAUCAAUUAGAUGGUGAAACGGACUGGAAGUUGCGAGUUGCGCCUGCUGUAACACAGAGUUUGGAUGACAGCGACUUGCAGAACAAAAUCACGAUCACUGCCUCCGCUCCCAAAAAAUCCAUCCAUGCCUUUUUGGGGAAGGUCACUUAUAAAAACUCCUCCUCAAAUCCAUUAAGCAUAGACAAUACCUUAUGGGCCAACACAGUUUUAGCAUCCACUGGAUAUUGUGUAGGAUGUGUGGUAUACACCGGUAAAGACACCAGACAGGCCAUGAACACAACGGUUGCAACUGUGAAAACAGGAUUGUUGGAACUUGAGAUCAAUAGCAUUUCUAAGAUACUUUGCGCUUCCGUUUUUGCUCUUUCUGUUGCGCUUGUUUGUUUUGCAGGCUUCCAUAACAAUGACUGGUACGUUGAUAUUAUGCGGUAUUUGAUUCUUUUUUCCACAAUUAUCCCUGUGUCAUUAAGGGUAAACCUUGAUUUAGCAAAGUCCGUCUACGCGCACCAAAUAGAGCACGAUAAGACUAUUCCUGAAACAAUAGUAAGAACUAGUACAAUUCCUGAGGAUUUGGGCCGCAUUGAAUACCUUUUGAGUGAUAAAACUGGUACAUUGACACAGAACGAUAUGCAAUUGAAGAAGAUACAUUUGGGAACAGUGUCGUAUACGCCUGAAACCAAUGAUAUAGUUUCCGGUUACGUUUCCAACCUAAUUGGAAGGAAAAGUACAAUUGGGGGUGUCUCAACUUCGAGAAGAGACAUUAGUGGAAGAGUGUGUGACAUGAUUGUUGCUUUAGCAAUCUGCCAUAACGUUACUCCAACCUUCGAAGAUGACGAAUUGACGUAUCAAGCAGCUUCACCCGAUGAGAUUGCGAUAGUUAAGUUUACAGAGGUUGUCGGUUUAUCACUGUUCAAAAGAGACCGGCAUUCUGUCACCUUGCUGCACAGCAAAAGUGGGGCCACCUUCCAUUAUGACAUCCUAAAAACGUUUCCCUUCAAUUCCGAUUCAAAACGGAUGGGUAUCAUUGUAUAUGACAAAGAACGUGAUGAAUAUUUGUUUUUUCAGAAGGGAGCUGAUACUGUCAUGAGUAAAAUUGUUGAAUCAAAUGAUUGGUUGGAAGAAGAAACGGCGAAUAUGGCUCGUGAAGGUUUAAGAACUUUGGUAGUUGGCAGAAAGAAAUUGUCAAAAAAACUUUUCGAACAAUUUAAUAAGGAUUAUGAGGAAGCGUCGCUUUCGAUGUUGAGUCGCGAUCAACAAAUGAGCGGCAUUAUAGGUAAAUUUUUGGAACACGAUCUGGAACUAUUGGGUCUCACUGGUGUAGAGGACAAACUACAAAAAGAUGUUAAAUCAUCCAUUGAGUUGUUGAGAAAUGCCGGUAUAAAAAUCUGGAUGUUGACUGGUGAUAAAGUUGAAACUGCACGCUGUGUGUCUAUAAGUGCAAAAUUGAUAUCAAGAGGACAAUAUGUCCACAUCAUAACAAAAUUAAGCAAACCUGAAGGUGCGCUAAACCAACUUGAAUACUUGAAAAUUAACAAAAAUGCCUGUUUGUUAAUUGAUGGGGAGUCGCUAUCAAUGUAUCUAACUUAUUACAGAGAAGAAUUCUUUGAUAUUGCCAUACGUUUACCAACGGUAAUUGCGUGUCGUUGUACUCCUCAACAAAAAGCUGACGUGGCUUUGAUUAUUCGUGAACUAACGGGUAAGAGAGUGUGUUGUAUAGGCGAUGGUGGCAAUGACGUUAGUAUGAUUCAGUGUGCAGAUGUCGGUGUAGGCAUUGUGGGUAAAGAGGGAAAACAGGCGUCUCUGGCUGCUGAUUUCUCAAUUACCCAGUUUUGUCAUUUAACAGAACUACUUCUAUGGCACGGGAGAAACUCUUAUAAGAGGUCUGCCAAGUUGGCCCAAUUUGUCAUGCAUAGAGGUUUGGUGAUUGCAAUCUGUCAGGCAGUAUACUCGAUCUGUUCAAGUUUUGAACCAAUCGCGCUGUAUAAGGGAUGGUUAAUGGUUGGGUACGCUACGUGUUACACCAUGGCACCGGUUUUCUCUUUGACUCUAGACCACGACAUUGACGAGUCUCUAACUAAGAUGUACCCUGAACUAUACAAAGAUUUGACGGAGGGGAAAAGUUUAUCUUAUAAAACCUUUUUUGUUUGGUGCGCCUUAUCCUUAUAUCAAGGGUGCAUCAUUCAAUGGUUUUCUCAAGCAUUUACUGGACUUGCAACAGACAACUUUACCAAAAUGGUUUCCAUUAGUUUUACUGCAUUGGUCAUCAAUGAGUUGAUAAUGGUUGCUUUGGAGAUUUAUACGUGGAAUAAAACCAUGGUGGUUACAGAACUGGUAACAUUUGCUUUUUAUGUUGCAUCUGUACCGUUUUUGGGAGAAUACUUUCAAUUAAAGUAUAUGACCACUAUCAGGUUUUACGCUGGCCUGUUGGUAAUAUUGUUGAUCUCCAUUUUCCCUGUUUGGGCAUCAAAAUCGGUAUAUAGAGCAUUGCAUCCACCAAGUUAUGCAAAAGUGCAAGAAUUUACAACCGUCUGA
Huiozyma naganishii CBS 8797 is the source of this 3519-nucleotide messenger RNA. RefSeq names its product aminophospholipid-translocating P4-type ATPase NEO1 (gene NEO1). Lineage: Eukaryota; Fungi; Ascomycota; Saccharomycetes; Saccharomycetales; Saccharomycetaceae. The transcript has a single exon. The coding region runs from base 1 to 3519 and encodes 1172 amino acids. Gene Ontology annotation, cellular component: plasma membrane; endosome; trans-Golgi network. Gene Ontology annotation, molecular function: ATP binding; ATPase-coupled intramembrane lipid carrier activity; magnesium ion binding. Gene Ontology annotation, biological process: retrograde vesicle-mediated transport, Golgi to endoplasmic reticulum; endocytosis; phospholipid translocation. The record is from RefSeq and is a predicted model, not a curated record.